UUAUGGACCCUUCUAAAACAUAAAUGUUAAAGUUAUCAUAGUCUACUAAAGAGAGAGUAGAAGCUGCAAAAUAGUAUAUCGAAAAGAAAUACCAAAAGUUACUUUAUGAAUAAAAAGAGAAAAGAGAAAAGUGGGAACAAUUAAUUCAAAAGCUGACUAAUCUCAAUUAUACACCUAUUGAGCAAUAAGUUAUCAAGUAAGACUUGCUUCACAAAGAGGCUGAGAUAAUGAGAUUAUAGAGACAAAAACUAAGCAUAAAAGACUUUGAACCAAUUGAAAUUAUUGGAAGAGGUGCUUUUGGUGAGGUAAGAUUGUGUAGAAAUAAAUUAUCUAAUGAUAUAGUUGCAGUUAAGAAAAUGAAAAAGUCUGAAAUGCUUUAUAAAAAUUAAGUAUCUAAAGUAAUUUAGUAAGGUUUGUCAUGUUAGGGCAGAAAGAGAUCUAUUAGCAGCUUCAGAUAAUCCUUGGAUAGUUUAAUUAAAAUGCUCAUUUUAAGAUGAAAAGUAUAAAAUUCUAUUAUGUAAGAUAUCUUUACUUAGUAAUGGAAUACUUGGCAGGAGGAGAUUUGAUGACAUUAUUAAUGAAGAAAGACAUUUUUACAGAGAAAGAAUCAUAAUUUUAUAUGGCAGAAUCAAUAAUGUAUAAUAUAAAUAAAUAAGUAUAGGGCAGUAGAUUCUGUUCAUAAAUUAAAAUAUAUACAUAGAGAUUUAAAGCCAGAUAAUAUUUUAUUAUAAACAGAUGGACACAUCAAAUUAAGUGAUUUUGGAUUAUGUAAAUAUGUAGAAUCAAGAGGAACUAGAUUAGAUGAAAGAAUUAGUAUACAUAAGCCAGAGGAUAAAGGAGGUAAUACAACAACCUUCAAGAGAAAUAGAAUUAAGGCUUAUAGCACAGUAGGAACUCCUGAUUAUAUUGCACCUGAAGUCUUUGGAAAAUCUGGUUAUAAUGAAACAGCAGAUUGGUGGUCAUUAGGAGCUAUAUUAUUUGAAAUGUUGGUAGGAUAUCCACCAUUCUUUUCUGAUGAUCCUUCAUCAACUUGUUAGAAGAUUAUAAAUUGGAAAAAAACACUUGUUAUACCAUAGGAAGCCAAAUUAUCUCCUGCUGCUACUGAUUUAAUAUUAAGACUUAUGACAGAUGCUUCUAAUAGAUUGGGAGUGAAUGGAGUCAAUGAGAUUAAAGCUCAUCCCUUCUUUGCUGGUAUAGAUUGGAAAAAUCUAAGAUCCAAGGUAUCACCUUAUAUACCAGAAAUUAAAUCUGAAUUGGAUACUAGGAACUUUGAUAAAUUUGAAGAAUAGGAACCUUGGGUACCCUAAGAGUAAGUAUUUAUUUCAAACAAAGCUCUGGUAAAUCAGUUAGAAAAGAUGUGAAUUUUAUAGGAUACACAUUUAAUAGAGAAGUAGAAGUUCAAAGAUCUUAUCUCCUUUAAGCUUUACUAGAUCUUGAUUCUAUAUAAACACAAAAAACGGUAGUUUUUAAUUCAUUUAUUUAGGUACCCACUGAAUCAACUUUGAGUAAAUCUUAAGAAAAGAAAGAUACAUUUUUUACAUCUAAUUUACCUAAUAGUAUUUCUUUAGAUCCAGAAUUGUAAAGCAAAUUAUUAAAAACUCAAAAAUUAUUAUAAAAUGCUAAAUCAAAGUAAAAUAGAAUAAUAUACUAAGGCCACUCUUGAGUUAAAAAGAAUUAUCAAAUACUUAGAAAUAAUAACAAUAAUUAAGUUUGAGUCCCACACAUUAAAAUUUCAAUCAAUAAAAUUAUUUGAAAUAAUUAAUAAGUCCAUAAAAUAAAAAAAAUGCUAUUUCACCUUAAUCCAAACCUGUUAGUGAACAUCAAAAUCCAACUUUGGCUUAACUAUAUAAAUAAUUUGAGGUAUAAAAAUAAGUAAGCAAUACUUAAAGAGUUUAACCAAAAUCACAGAUUUAAAUGCCUAUAAAUAGUAAUAUAAAUAAAAAAUGA
This is a messenger RNA of Paramecium pentaurelia, 1947 nucleotides long. The record is from the annotation of a GenBank genome assembly. Lineage: Eukaryota; Ciliophora; Oligohymenophorea; Peniculida; Parameciidae.